AUGGCGCCAAUUCUCACCACAAACCCAUCCCUCACUCUCACCCCGGAGCCUCUCACCCCCGAAAAUUUCGCUCCCUUUGGCACUGCGAUCUGCCCACCUCUCCCGCGGGACAUCAGCAUCCCACCGCAACCGUCGCACCUCCCAGCAUACAACCCAGCCCCUAUAUUAGCAAACCAAGGCUCCGCGCUGAAAUACAGUCCCAUCUCGCCACUGUUAGAUCGCUACAAUGCGUGUCCCAGCGGCAAGGCGUCGUCCGCGCGGAUGACCAUGUUCUGCUGCUUUCCGCGCAAACUGCGAAGUGUCACCGCGGGUCGGCAACAGGCCGACAAGGAGGUUUUCGACGUGCGCAUUCUUGAGCGACACCCUUUCACGAACCAGACUUUUAUUCCUGUUGAUCUGUCGAGUCACUCCCAAGUCGGAGGCAGUGGAGAAGAAGAGCCCGUGUUUCUGGUUGUUGUUGCGCCAACGCUGAAGGGCGAGACGGCCACCGCCAAAAACGAGAAGGGGAAGAUUAUUACUAUUCGCGACCCACCCGAUCUCCAGAAUGUGAAGGCGUUUAUUGCGCGCGGCGGGCAGUCCGUUAACUACGGGGUGGGGACUUGGCAUGCGCCUAUGGUGGUCCUGGGUCAACGGCGGGUUGAUUUUAUGGUUGUGCAGUUUGUGAAUGGGGUUGACGACGAGGAUUGUCAGGAGGCGGCGUUUGGGGAGGGCGUUGUUGUUGAUCUGGGUGCAAAGGGGCAGCACGGAAGGGCUGAGAGGGCUACCAACAGAUUGUGGUCGAAGCUGUAA
This is a messenger RNA of Penicillium riverlandense, 789 nucleotides long. Its product is annotated as ureidoglycolate hydrolase. NCBI's taxonomy places the organism in Eukaryota, Fungi, Ascomycota, Eurotiomycetes, Eurotiales, Aspergillaceae. The transcript has a single exon. Gene Ontology annotation, molecular function: ureidoglycolate lyase activity; ureidoglycolate hydrolase activity. Gene Ontology annotation, biological process: allantoin catabolic process. The record is from RefSeq and is a predicted model, not a curated record. The coding region runs from base 1 to 789 and encodes 262 amino acids.